GUGUUAGGAUUAAGAAGAAGUGCCAAUCUCUACCAAAAAAAAACACUUAUCCAGGUCCAGUAUAUCUCUCUGAGCGGAGAGACAGAACACUAUGAGGGCCCUGCUGGUGUCGCUGCUUGGACUGCGUCUGGUGGUGGUGAUGGGAACUGGGCACUGGUGUGAACACAGAGUGGAGGAAAGUGUGGAACACAUCAUUUCCCCCCGUCUUCAGCGUGAAGUGGACUGUUCCCAGGUGUACCAUUACAACACGAAUGGCUGGCGGUUGGAUGUGGACAGGAUGCGCCACCAUCACGGGGGAGAUGACGGCAUUGCGCUGUAUUACAGGCAACUGGGUCCCAAGGCUGUAUGCUUUUUAUACAAACCUGCCCUGAUGGAGACCCAGAAGGUUAAUAGGACAAUGAGAGGGUGCUGUGAAGGCUGGGGAGGCUCUCGUUGUUCACUGGGGGUGGGUGCGCGAGGUCAGUGCUUCUCCACGUGGAAUUGUGAGGAUUUCCCUGGGGUGCACAACUCCUCUCUGAUGGCCAUGGAGCAGUGCUGUGGCAGCCAGUGGGGACUAAGCUGGAGGAACUCUUCUGACCAGACCUGUCUGUCCUGUACAUACACCCUGUUGCCUGACUCCCAGUCAUCUCCCCUCGUUCGUGGGGGUCUUUUGGGGAGUGCCCGGAACCCUCAGGGCUCUGCGACCUGUCUGAGCUGGGGAGGGGCGCACUAUCGCACCUUUGACAGAAAGCACUUCCAUUUCCAGGGCAGCUGUACGUACAUCCUAGCCUCGUCUACUGACGGGACCUGGGCAGUGUAUAUCAGCACUGUUUGUAACGGCCGGGGAGAUUGCAGCAAGGCCCUGAGGAUGAUGCUGGGACUAGACCUUGUCUCGGUUCACCUCAGCAAUCUCACAUUAAACGGGUUGUUAGUACCUAAAGGAGAGCCACUCUUUCAAAAUGGAGUGAGUGUCCACUGGCUAGGAGACUUUGUGUUUGUGGAGAGUGGUCUAGGGGUGCGCGUGAAGUUUGACAUGGGCAACACUGUCUUCCUGACUGUCACCACGGAACACCUGGCCACCACCAGGGGCCUUUGUGGAGUCUACAACAGCAACGCUGACGAUGACUUCACCACAAUGAGUGGUACUGUGUCUCAGUACGCUGCUAGCUUUGGGAACUCGUGGCGAGUGCCUGACCAGCAGACUGAGGGUUGUGAUGAUGCGGCAGAGCUAGGCCACAGCUGUGACAUGACAGGGGACGCUGCUUUGCGCAGGGAGGCAGAGUUAGUGUGCCACCGGCUGCUGGAGAGCCCCUUUAUCCAGUGCCACCACAGGGUGGAGCCGGUCGCCUACGUUGACUCAUGUCUGUACCUGCACUGCAGCCUGGGGACCAGAGAGAGAGAGGCGGCCACCUGUGAUACCCUGGCCAGCUAUGCCCGUGAGUGUGCCCAGCAGCACGUGGUCAUCAGCUGGAGGAGCUCAGGAGUGUGUGAACGGGUGUGUCCACAGGGGCAGGUGUUUUCGGACUGCGUUUCCUCUUGCCCCCCCAGUUGCUCCUCCCCACAACCCCCUGCCUCGGGCCAGUGCAGGGAGGAGUGUGUGGGGGGGUGUGAGUGCCCCCGCGGCCUCUACCUGCACCAAGGGCUGUGUCUGAGGAGGGAUGACUGCCCCUGUUUCCACCGCCGACACACCUACCAAUCAGGAGACACCAUCCAACAGAGGUGCAACACCUGUGUGUGUAGAGCGGGUGUAUGGCAGUGUUCGGGGGAGAGGUGUGCUGCUCAGUGCAGCCUGAUGGGGGCGCUGCACGUGUCUACUUUCGACAGGAAGAGGUACUCUCUGCAGGGAGGGGACUGUGGCUUAACCGUUGUAGAGGACUUUGUGGACAGGAAGCUGGUUGUGAGUGUAGAAGGUGGAGAGUGUGUGACAGGGGGAAGAUAUGGGUGUCUGAGAGAGAUCUCUGUCACUGCUCUUCGUACCACAGUCAUCAUCACCAGCACAGGUUUAGUGACGGUGAACGGCCAGAGGGAGGCGCUGCCAGUGGUGACGGGGGACCUGGUAGUGUGGAAAGCAUCGUCUUCCUUCCUGGUUGUCCAAGCGUUUGGGGCCCAGCUCCUGUGGCACCUGGAUGGACCCCUGGCUCUUAUCACCCUACAGCCCGGCUUCGCUCACAAGGUCCGAGGGCUGUGUGGAACAAUGAACUGGAAUCAGUACGAUGACUUCACCACUCCUGAGGGGGACGUGGAGAACACUGUCUCCUCCUUUGCUGCUAAGUUCACCACGAGGGACUGUCCUCCUCCACUGGAAGCGCAGCCAGACCCCUGUGGCACCUACACCCAGAGGAGGCAGUAUGCACAGAGGGUCUGCUCCAUCAUACGCAGCCCUGUGUUUCAGCCCUGUCAUGACGUCGUGGAGAAGGAGCCCUACCUGCGUCUGUGUCUGAUGGACGUGUGUGGCUGUGAGCCCCCGAGGCACUGCCACUGUACAAUACUCACCACCUAUGCCCUCCACUGUGCCCAGGAGGGCGUGCCUGUCAGCUGGCACAACCACACCUUCUGCCCGGUGCAGUGUUCCGGGGGCCAGGUUUACCAGGAGUGUGGGCGGCCGUGUGGUGGUUCCUGUGCUGACCUCCGGCAGGGCUGGAGCUGUGAUCAGGGCACCCGGAGCUGUGUGCCCGGCUGCCAGUGCCCCCCUGGCUUGGCGCAGGAUGAACAGGGCCAAUGUGUGCCAGUCUCCAUGUGCCCCUGCAUGCGGGGAGACAAGCUGUACCAACCUGGUAGUACCGUCCAUGACAACUGCAACACCUGUGUGUGCACACGGGGGGUCUGGAACUGCACAGAUGAUGUGUGUCAGGAGGUAUCCCAGUGUCCCGGCUCCCUGGUCUUCUCCCCACACUCUUGUCUGCUGACCUGUUCCAGCCUGGACACCCCCGGACAGGGACCAGCGGGAGCCCCAACCUCCUCCUGCCAAGAGCCCCUGGCGGGAUGCGUCUGCCCCCAGGGAACUGUACUGCUGGAUGCUCGCUGUGUCCUCCCUGAGAAGUGCCCAUGCCACCAUAACGGACGGCUGUACUACAACAAUGAGACAAUCGCCAAAGACUGCAACACAUGCGUGUGCAAGGAUCGCCGCUGGCACUGCAGCCAGUCUUUAUGCGCCGGGACCUGCCUGGCGACGGGUGACCCUCACUACAUCACAUUCGACGGCCGCUGCUUCUCCUUCCUCGGGGACUGCGAGUACGUGCUGGCUCAGGAGGCGGGCGGCCUGUUCAGCGUCACCGCCGAGAACAUACCCUGCGGCAGCACCGGUGUCACCUGCACCAAGUCCGUCACCCUUAGUGUGGGCAACACCGCCAUUCACCUGCUGAGAGGGAAAGCCGUGACGGUGAACGGCAUGGCCGUGACUCUGCCCAGGAUGUACUCCGGCAGCGGGUUGACUCUGGAGAGAGUGGGCCUGUUCGUGUCUGUCUCCUCCCGCCUGGGAGUCACGCUGCUCUGGGACGGAGGUAUGCGUGUGUACGUGCGCCUCGCGGCCCGUCUCAGAGGGCGGGUUGGGGGUCUGUGUGGAAACUUUGAUGGCGACACGGAAAAUGACUUCACCACGCGACAGGGUAUCGUCGAGUCCACCGCGGAGCUGUUUGGGAACUCCUGGAAAGUCAGCCCCUCCUGCCCCGACGUCACGGACCAGGAUCUCAGAGACCCCUGCGCGAUCAACCCCCACCGGGUGACGUGGGCGAGGCAGAGGUGUGCUGUGAUCACCCAGGAUCUCUUCUCUCCGUGCCACCCUGAGGUGCCAUACCAGCAGUUCUAUGACUGGUGUGUCUUUGACGCCUGUGGAUGUGACUCAGGCGGGGACUGUGAGUGUCUGUGUACAGCUGUCUCAGCCUACGCAGAAGAAUGCAACCGCCGUGGCAUCUACAUCCGUUGGAGGACCCAGGAACUCUGCCCAAUGCAGUGUGAGAAUGGUCUGGUGUACGAGGCCUGUGGACCUGCUUGUUCUCCUACCUGUCCCAGUGUUGCCCAGAGUCCUGACUCCAAGUGUGGCGCCCUCUCCUGUGUGGAGGGCUGCUUCUGCCCCACAGGCACCGUCCUCCACGGUGGAGUGUGUGUGGCCCCUGCUCUCUGUCCGUGUGACUGGGAGGGGUCUGUUUUCCCCCCUGGGGCCGUGGUCAGCCAGCGCUGCCAAAACUGCUCAUGUAAUGAAGGUGUUUGGGCCUGCGAGGGCUCUCCCUGCCCCUCUCCGCCCCCCUGUCAGGAGUCUGAGUUCCGAUGCGCGGCGGGGCGCUGCGUCCCCGCGCUGUGGGUGUGUGACAAUGAGGACGACUGCGGCGACGGUUCUGACGAGCUGUGCCCGUCCACCUGUAACCCAGGGCAGUUCCGCUGUGCCACCGGGUCCUGCGUGGACCAGGCCCUGCGCUGUGAUGGGCAAGCGGACUGCGCCGACCAAUCAGAUGAGGAGUUCUGUGGGCCUGUCACCCCCAUGCCACUGUGCCCGCCUGGGGAGUUCCAGUGUGCCAGCGGGCGUUGUCUACCGGCAGGACGCCUGUGUGACGGGCGGCUGGACUGUGGCUUCGCUGACGAUUCCGACGAGCAAGACUGCGGUGUGGUGUGUGGUGAUGGAGAGUUCAUGUGUUCAGGAGGCCGCUGUGUGCUCUACAUCCACCGCUGCGACGGCCAUGACGACUGUGGGGACCUGAGUGACGAGAGGGGCUGUGUCUGCGCCCCAGGGGAGCUCCAGUGCCCGGGGGACCAGUGUGUCCCUGCAGACAGAGUGUGUGACGGACACAGAGACUGUCCAUCCGGCACUGAUGAAGCUGUCUGCCCAGACGAAGUUACCUGUGCCCCUGGCCAGUUCCUGUGCGCUGAUGGUACGUGUGUGACCCCCAACAAGCUGUGUGAUGGCGUAGCCGACUGCCAGGGCGCAGAGGAUGAGGACCAGAUCAACUGUAGCCCUGUCACCAUGGCCCCCGCUAUCACUGAAACUCCUAUUACACCAACUGCUAUCAACACAGCCUGCAGGCCCUAUGAGUUUGGCUGUGCCAAUGGGCAGUGUGUGCCGCGGGCGUGGCACUGCGACGGAGAGACGGACUGCGUGGAUGGGAGCGAUGAGCAGGGCUGCUCCUGGAGGUGUGGCCCCGGUCAGGUGGCCUGUCUCGGCGGGGACCAGUGUGUUGACUACCGGCUGGUGUGUGAUGGGAUACCUCACUGCAGGGAUGCUUCCGACGAGAGCAUAGACAACUGUGGCUCGGCAAGGAUCCCGCCUUGCCCAGGGAGUUUCCCUUGUGACAACCGCACAUGUGUCAACACGACUCAGGUGUGUAACGGAGUGGUGGACUGUCCACAGGGGGAGGACGAGCGGGCGUGUGAUAAGACCAAACCGUCCCCUGGUCCCACUGAGAAGAACAUCAGUCAAACCUGUCCUGAGUUCACCUGCCUGGAUGGAUCCUGUGUCUCCUUCAGAGCAGUGUGUAACGGCAUGGCUGAUUGUUCUGACUCCCUUCUGGAGCCCCUAAGGAGUCCCUCUGAUGAGCAGGGUUGUAGGUCCUGGACCCCCUGGGGCCCUUGGAGUUCCUGCAGCCACUCCUGUGGGACGGGCUACACGAGCAGGCAGAGACAGUGCCCCCUGGGGGAUGCCCUGGGUCAGUGCAGAGGGGAGGACCGCCAGAGAGAGCAAUGUUUCAGCACAUCUUGUCCUGUGGAUGGUCAGUGGUUGCCGUGGGUGACGUGGUCCAAUUGCUCUGAGGGUUGUGAGGGCGUAGCGGUAAGGCAGAGGACCUGUAUCCCACCCCAGAAUGGGGGAAGAGACUGCACCCAGCUACCUGGAGAGUCUGCCUUUGCCACGGAAAUCAAGCCUUGCCCUCAGGAUGACUGUGCCAAUGUCACAUGCCCCAGUGGCUUGGUGAGGCUCAGCUGUGCGCCCUGCCCUAUGUCUUGUGCCCACGUGAGCAGUGGCACAGUGUGUGACCCGGCAGUGGCCUGCUUCUCCGGAUGUUGGUGUCCAGAGGGUUGGGUGAUGAACCACACCCAGCAAUGUGUGUUGCCUGAGGAGUGUGUGUGUGAGGUUUCUGGGGUGCACUACUUGCCUGGACAGGAGGUUAAGGUUGACUGUGAGAUCUGUACGUGUGAAAGAGGCAGGCCUCAACACUGCCGGCCCAACCCAGAAUGUUCAGUCCACUGUGGUUGGUCAUCGUGGUCCGCAUGGGGGGAGUGUUUGGGACCGUGUGGGGUGCAGAGUGUCCAGUGGUCCUUCCGCAGUCCCAAUAACCCCAGUAAUCAUGGCAAAGGGCGACCGUGCAGAGGUAUCUACCGGAAAGCUCGCCGCUGUCAGACCGACCCCUGUGAGGAGUGUGAGUUCCAUGGCCAAUCCCAUGCCGUUGGGGACCGAUGGAAGACGGGUCAGUGCCUGCUGUGCCAUUGUCUGCCCAACCUGGUUGUGCAGUGCGCCCCCUACUGCCCACACACUGCCACUGGCUGCCCCCAGGGACAGAGGCUGGUUCCUGAGGAAGGCAGCAGGUGCUGUUUUUGUGAAGGUGAAAAUGGUACCUUAUCAGAGGCAACAACACCCGCAACCCUGCCAAUAAGUGUCCAACCUACAACCUCACCAGGUGGUGCCAUACCCCUGAUCCCCACCCACCCCCUUCCUCCUGGAGAUGAGUGCUGGACCCCCCUUGGCAUCCAGUCUCUUCCUGACUCCAGCUUCAGUGCCUCUUCUCACCAGUGGGGCCACCCACCUCAGGCAGGGCGUCUGUAUGCCAGGGACCCCCACAAGGACCUGCAGGGCUGGAGCCCAGACUCAGAGCAGUCCAAAAACCUCCCUCCAGGGGCCCAUGGGAGCCACAUUGGAGCUGUGCAGACCCCAUACCUUCAGCUGGACCUGCUGAGACCCCACAACAUCAGUGGUGUUUUGACUCAGGGUGGAGGUGCAUUUGACACGUUUGUGUCCAGUUUUUUCCUGCAGUUCAGUAAUGAUGGCAAACAGUGGGACACCUAUCAGGAGCUAAUUACUGAUGCCCGCCCCAGAGCCAAGGUGUUCUUAGGGAACAGUGACGACCAGAGUGUGUCCUACUCCAGGCUGGACAGGGUGGUGUCAGCUCAGUUUGUUCGUGUGCUUCCUCACAACUUCAAGAACAGCAUCUUCCUCCGCUUGGAGCUCAUGGGCUGCGCAGACGGAAGUCAGCCUUCACCUACUCCUACACGGCCACAAGGAUGUCCAACCGAGCAGUACUCCUGUCCUCCACCGGGGGGCUGUAUCGGCGCAGCGCUGCGCUGUGACGGAAUCCCCCACUGUCCCAAUGGGGAGGAUGAGAUAGGAUGCCACACUUAUGACAACACCACCCAGGCAGAGAGGCCUUUCACUCCCACACCAGCCCCUCUAAGGACCCCAAGCAUGGCUGCUGUCACUCUUCCUCUGACCACUCCCACGCCAACGGCAGGGGGUCCUGGACACAGAGGAAUCUGUUCAUCUGCACUGGGAUUGGAGGACGGGAGGAUUCGCUACGGUCAGCUGACCUCGUCCACACACCGUCCGAACAACCCUGCCGAUGCUGGACGCCUCAACAUCGUGCCCAACGUGCUUGUCAUGGAGCCGGGCUGGAGCCCUCUGCCAAGCGACCCUCAGCCCUACUUCCAGGUGGACUUCUUGGAACCCACCUGGGUGUCUGGCGUGGUGACCCAGGGCAGUGAGAGGAUGUGGGGUUACCUCUCCAAGUACCGCCUGGCCUUCGCCCUGGUCCAGAGCCACUUCACUGACUACACCGAGGCUGGAGAGAGGGGCAGCCCAGCCAAGACGUUCGAGGUGCGCAUGGUGGGCCGAACCCCAGUGACACGUUGGCUGACCAGGCUGGUCCGAGCUCGUUACCUGCGUAUCAUCCCAGUGGAAUUCAGACACACCUUCUACCUCCGGGCUGAGAUUCUGGGCUGCCGAGGGGAUGAGUUGGUGACCCCCAGCGGUGCCACGUCUCCGCCUGGCAUUGGGGUGGUGACCGUGAAGCACUGUUACGAGGGCCAGUUUGCCUGCCACAGUGGGGAGUGUGUCUCUGUCACUGCACUGUGUGAUGGACGUCUGAACUGUAAAGACCAUUCAGAUGAGAUCGACUGUGGCACAACGCCCAGCAAGGGGCAGCCUGGGAUACACACCAAAGAGCCCCAGGAUGGCCGACCUGGCAUUGCCACCACGGGCAGCCCGGGCCUCAGUCCUGACAGCUCAGGGGGCACAGGGGAGCCAGGGGUCCAUAGGAUCACCUCCCCAGAGUCAGGACAGAUGACAUCCAGCACUGCCGGGUACCCGGGAGUUGGGCCCAGCACCCUCCAUCCUGGAUCACCUGGACUGGAGUCUACAACAGCUCUUUGGAUCUCAACAACCACCAAUGACGGUGGCCUACCCAGAGUCCUGUGUGUAGAGGGACAGUUUUCCUGCCGUUUGUUUGGGUGUGUAGAUGCUGAGGCGGUGUGUAACGGUCACCAGGACUGCGUGGAUGGCUCAGACGAAGACCAGUGUGGUACCACACCCCGACCAGCGCUGACAACCAGCCGCCCCGCGCCGCCCAGUCCCUGCUCCCCCAAGCAGUUCUCCUGCAGCAGCGGGGAGUGUGUCCACCUGGAUAAGAGGUGUGACCUCCGCAGGGAUUGUGCUGAUGGAUCCGAUGAGAGAGACUGUGUGGACUGCAUCAUGUCUGCCUGGACGGGUUGGAGCCAGUGCAGUGUGACCUGUGGCCUGGGGUCACUAUUCCGCCAGAGAGAGGUCCUUAAAGAGGCUCUGUCAGGGGGGACAUGUGGAGGUGCCCAGUUUGACAGCCGAGCCUGCUUCCCCCAGGCAUGCCCAGUGGCUGGCCAUUGGUCGGAGUGGACGAGCUGGUCACCUUGUGACGCCCAGUGCGGGGGAGGUCUCCGGGUGAGGAACCGGACCUGCUCCAACCCUCCCCCUAAGAACGGGGGCGCCGACUGUGAGGGGAUGAGGCUACAGACCAUCAGCUGUAACAGCCAGCCCUGCGGCGCCGGUACUGACUCACACACAGGCUGUGCGAACGGCAUGGUGUUGGUGAGCCCAACUGACUGUCAGGCCGGGGUAGUGGAGUCCUGUCCUCCCGCCUGUUUACAUCUCCAUUACUCCAACUGCACCUCCCCGUGCAUCACAGGUUGUCGCUGUCCGGCUGGGUUCUUCCUGCAGGAGGGGCGCUGUGUGACUGCCAGUCAGUGUGUGUGUCACUGGGAGGGACUGGCACUGCAGCCUGGGCAGGAGGUCAAAAAGGAUAACUGUAGCACAUGCGUGUGUGAAAAUGGCCGUGUCUCCUGUGACAACUCCAGCUGUGUGGCCAGCUGUGAUUGGUCAGCCUGGUCGUCAUGGACACCAUGUGACAGCUCCUGUGGGGCGGGACUACAGCAGCGCUACAGGUCCCCCGUCAGCCCACGAGGGGUUUCGAGAGUCCAGCCCUGUCCAGGGGACUUGUCAGAGGCUCGCCAGUGCUUCGGCCCCUGCCCCCCUGGUAAGGAGGUGCUGUGGGGGGAGUGGACGGCAUGGUCACAGUGCAGCAAGACCUGUUUCCUCCAUGUGGACGAUGUGGGACUGAGGAGGAGGUUCCGAACAUGCAACCUCACACAGAGCUACACACACGCCCUCACACACAUGUUCUGCGAGGGGGAAUCGGAGGAACAGGAGCACUGCAACACUCUGCAUUGUGCAGUGAAUGGCGGCUGGUCGGCAUGGUCUCCCUGGUCCCUGUGCUCGUCAGAGUGUGACUCGGGGGCUCAGACCAGGGAGCGCUUCUGCAGUUCCCCUGCUCCGCAGCAUGGGGGCAGCACCUGCCCAGGACCUCACAUCCAGACCCGCGACUGCAACUCGCACCUCUGCUCAGGAGUGUGUCCAGAAGGUAUGGCCUUCAUGAGCAAAGAGCAGUGCCGGGCGCAUGGUGGCGCAUGCCCACGCAUGUGUCUGGACGUGACGUCGGCAGUGGAGUGUGCCACGGAGUGUUACGACGGCUGCUACUGCGCCCUGGGCCUCUAUCUGCUCAACACCACCUGUGUGCCCGUAUCCCAGUGCCCAUGUUACUACCAGGGAAACGUGUACCUGGAGGGAGCUGUGGUGAAACUGGACCACUGCAACAACUGCACCUGUCGCAGUGGAGAGAUGGAGUGUGGGACCACGCCCUGUCCAGUGGACUGCGGCUGGAGUAGCUGGACCCCAUGGAGUGCCUGCAGCAGAACCUGUGAUGUAGGUGUGAGGAGGCGCUACCGCUCUGGGACCAACCCGGCGGCUGCAUUCGGGGGGCGUGUCUGCAGGGGUGACCGGGUGGGGAUGGACACCUGCAGUCUGGAGCCGUGCCAAGGUGUGAAAGAGCCGUGGAGUGUGUGGUCAGAGUGUUCUGUAACCUGCGGAGGGGGGUACAGGAAUAGAACCAGGGGACCCCAGAGGACCCACGGUACUGCCCAGCAGUUCUCUGCUUGUAACCUGCAACCCUGUGGUAAUGGGACGGCCUGCCCCGGGGGACAGGUGUGGACAGUGUGUGUGGAGGGACCGGUCACAUGCUCUGACAUCAGUAUGGAUUAUGACAGGAACUGUACACCGGGCUGUCAGUGUCCACAUGGCACUGUGCUGCAGGAUGGCAAGUGUGUCCCCGUGUCUCAGUGUCGUUGUGAUGUGAAUGGGGAGCAGUAUGAACCGACCCACGUGGUUUCCAGGGACUGCAACAACUGCACAUGUGAAGGUGGAAGGCUAGUGAACUGCACUGAACUCAGCUGUAACGUGGACGGUCAGUGGUCAUCCUGGACCCCAUGGGGUCAGUGUUCAGUGAGGUGUGGACCAGGUCUCCAGUCCCGCUACAGAUUCUGUUCUAGUCCUAGGCGUUCUGGAAGUGGUCUUCCCUGCAUCGGACCUGACCGCCAAGACCAGCUGUGCAUGACUGCUUCCUGUGAUCGGAGUGGUGGAUGGGGGGAUUGGAGCAACUGGACGGACUGCACCAAGUCAUGCGGUGGGGGUGUUCAGAGCCGGCGACGGGAGUGUGAUAGCCCCAGUCCUGUCAGAGAAGGAGACUACUGUGAGGGGCUAGGCACAGAGAUCAUGACCUGCAACACUGACCACUGUCCAGUUGCGCCCUGCUCUCAGGUACCUGGGACAGUGUUCAGUAACUGUGGUCCCUCGUGUCCUCGCUCCUGCGAUGACCUGGCUCACUGUGAGUGGCUCUGUGAGGCGGGGUGUUACUGCACAGAGGGCAAGGUGCUGUCUGACAAUGGGACAUCCUGCGUGAACAGAGAGGAGUGCCCCUGUCUGGACCUCAACACCGGACUGAGGCUCCGCCCUGGGGAGACCACCACUGCCCCAGACGGCUGUAACAACUGCACCUGUGAGAGAGGGAGGCUCAAUUGCACCGCCGAUCCUUGUCCAGUGUCCGGGGGCUGGUGUGACUGGUCUGAAUGGACGCCCUGUUCUAAGACAUGCGGGGCAGAGUGGGUGUCCAGAUACCGGAGCUGUGACUGCCCCAAACCCAAGGCGGGAGGUGCCCCGUGCCUGGGGGAACAGGAAGUGCACGGUGGGGUGGGGGUGCAGAUUCAGAGGCAACCCUGUCCCGUGGUCACCUUCUGCCCAGUUCACGGUUCGUGGGGUCUGUGGUCGGCCUGGUCAGAGUGCGAUGGCUGUGAGGGUGUUUCGGUGAGGACCAGGGGAUGUGAUAGCCCCCCUGCCAGAUUCGGGGGUCUGCCCUGCCACGGGGGGAGCCGGCAGAGACGUGGCUGCCAUGACAACACCACCAUCUGCUCUGACUGUUUAGGAAGGCAGGUGAACUGGCCUUGUGGCAAGCCCUGUCCCCGCUCCUGCUCUGAUCUCCAUGGCGACACUGAGUGUGUGGACUCAGUGGAGUGCAGUAUGACUUGUGGCUGCCCGGCCAAUCAGGUGUUACAGGACGGCCAGUGUGUGGAGAGGGAGGAAUGUCGCUGUAAAUUCCACAACAGCACUACUGAGGGGCUGGACUCCAGUAACACCUCAUGGGUGAGGCCCGGGAAGUCAGAUUGGCAGUUCGCUAAUCCAGGCGAGACCAUCAUCAGUGACUGUAAAAACUGCACCUGUGAGGCCGGUGUUCUCAACUGUCAAUCUGUCCCCGGUUGCCAUGUCGACGGUGGCUGGAGCCAAUGGGGAGACUGGUCGGAUUGUUCGGCGCCCUGCGGGGGUGGAGUCAAAGUCCGCCUGCGUCUGUGUGAUAACCCUGCCCCUCAGAGUGGUGGGAGGGGCUGUGCGGGCGUAGCUGAACUCCAGAGAGAGUGCAAUGUCCACGCAUGCACAGACACUGGUCGCUGGCUGCCCUGGUCCUCGUGGACCAUGUGUUCAGUGAGCUGUGGAGGAGGAGAACAGUACCGUACCCGCGACUGCAGCUCGCCACCCUGCUCUGGCAUGAAGAGGCAGAGUAAGACCUGCAACACCCAGGUCUGCCUCGAUGUUGGCUGCCCCCCAGGUCGCCUGUACAGGGAGUGUGAGCGGGGAGAGGGCUGCCCAUUCAGCUGUGCCCAGGUCAGCGGGCGAGAGGGAUGCUACUCAGAAGGUUGCGAGGAGGGGUGUCACUGCCCCCCCAAGACCUUCCAUCACAACGGAGCCUGUUUCCAGGAGUGCCCCUGUGUGGUGGACAAGGACUUCCUGACCUCAGUCCAGAAUGUAUCUGUGACCCCAGUGUUGGCCAACCAUAACCUAACCCAGGGGUCAAUGUUCCAGUCAGGGGAAAUGUUCCUACACGACUGCAGUGCUUGCGAGUGUCGGCACGGUUUGUGGAACUGCACUUUGGAGUUGUGUCCUGUCGAUGGGGGCCUGUCUCCCUGGGGCCCCUGGACCCAGUGCUCCCUGUCCUGUGGGGGCCUGGGCCUGAAGACUCGCACCCGAGCCUGCAGUCACCCAGCCCCAGCCCGCGGGGGGAGGGACUGCCUGGGGCCCCGUCAGGAGAGCACCUACUGCCAGGCUCCGGACUGCCAAGUGAUCCCCGGCCCCACAGAAGAGCCCUCUCUACCAGAUGAGGAUGCCGGCUUCUCUCAGUGGUCGUCGUGGACGUCCUGCUCUCGCUCUUGUAGCGACUCCCUGACCCCUGCCCUCAAGUCUCGCCGGAGGCACUGUGUCCGACCUCACUGUUCAGGGGAAACCCUCCAGCAGAAGGCCUGCAAUCUACCCCAGUGCCCUGGAGCCUGUGUCGGGGACGACUGUGCCCAGAGGAACUGCACGUGGACGGGCUGGGGUGAGUGGACCGCGUGCUCCCGUUCCUGCGGCGUGGGCCAGCAGCAGAGGCUACGCACUUUCCUGCCUCCCGGCGUCAAUGGGUCCUGGUGCGGUGACAUCCUGGGUGGGAACCAGGACAACCGCUUCUGUAACAUCCGGGCCUGUCGAGUGGAUGGAGGUUGGUCUCGCUGGAGUCCCUGGUCUCUCUGUGACAAGCGCUGCGGGGGCGGGCGCUCUGUCCGGACCCGUUUCUGCUCCAGCCCCCCGCCCAAAAAUGGAGGGAACAAGUGUGAGGGAGAGAAGAAUCAGGUGAAACCCUGCAACACCAAACCCUGUGAUGAGAAGGGCUGCCCAGCGGGCCAGGUGUUUGUGCCCUGUGCCAACGAGUGUCCUCAGCGCUGCUCAGACCUUCAACAGGGCAUCCAGUGCCAGGGAAAUUCAGAGUGCCAGUCUGGGUGCCGCUGCCCAAAGGGUCAGCUGCAGCAGGAAGGCGUGUGCGUGCAGGUGUGGCAGUGUGACUGUUUGGACUCCCUUGGCCAGGGCUGGGCAGCAGGUAGCUGGCACCAGGUGGACUGUAACAACUGUAGCUGCUCGGACGGGCUGCUGUCCUGCACCAAUCAGAGUUGCCAAGAGGCCAGCUGCACCUGGAGCUCCUGGUCUAACUGGGCGUCCUGCAGCAGUACUUGUGGGCGGGGAAAGAGAUCUCGUUUCAGAUCUCAAAUACAGGAGAGUGAGGGAGCGGGCUGCCAGGCUGAGGAGGUUCAGCACAAGUCAUGUGACCCCGGGCCCUGCCCGCCCCUCUGUGUCCAUGACAACCAGGAGCUGACUGUGGGAGACACGUGGCUACAGGGAGAAUGUAAACAGUGUACAUGUACUCCAGAGGGAGACUAUUGCCAAGGUGUUGACUGUCGAGUCGAUGGGGGUUGGACUCCCUGGUCGGUGUGGUCGGACUGUCCGGUGACAUGUGGACGGGGCAAUCAGAUUCGGAGUCGCGCAUGUAUCAACCCGCCGCCUCGUAAUAACGGGACACACUGCAGUGGAUCAGAGAGAGAGGCCCAAGACUGCCGCGCCCCUCCCUGUCUCGAUGACCUUUGUCCUUGGUCACCAUGGUCACCCUGCUCCCGCAGCUGUGGCGCGGGAGUGUUGUCACGACGCAGGGUGUGUGCGUGUGAAGAGGAGAGGCGGGGGGAGGGUGCCUGCCCCCCUGAGGUGGAGGCUGAGAGGAACAGAGAGGAGACACAGCUGUGCUAUAAAAGGCUGUGUCCAGACUGCCCUAUGUCAGAGUGGACUGAGUGGUCAGCCUGCUCGUGUGUGUCUCCAAGGCAGCAGCGUCACCGUGCCCCACUCUCUCCGGCCACCGGGGGGCAGCAAUGCUCCCUCCUGGACACCCAGAGCAGAACCUGCUCCCUGGACCGCUGUGACGACUCCUGUGAGAAGCCAUUUCAAUACUCUGCGUGUGGCGCCCCCUGCGAGAAGCAGUGUGUGCUACAGGGGCAGAAGGAGCCGUGCGCAGGCCUGGGAGAGUGCACGCCGGGCUGCUACUGCCCUGAAGGCUUCCUCCAGCAGAAUGGGACACAGUGUGUACCCCCAGAGCAGUGUGGCUGUGUGUACCUCCAACACCUGGCCUCUGGGAGGCCUGUGUCUGUGAUUGUCCCACAGGGGGCCAUUGUCCCCAUAGGGUGCAGCACCUGUCUGUGUCAUGACGGGACACUACAAUGUGACAUGCGAGAAUGUGAAGUCAUUCUCAGUGAGUGGUCUGAAUGGACCCCCUGCUCUCCAUGUGCCCCCGCCUCUUCCCUGCUGCCCUCAUCCUCUCCCACGGGAGGCGCUGCGCCUCUGGUGUCUGUCCAGCGGCGGUACCGGGCCUGUCUGGACCUGGACUCAGGCCAGCCUGUGUCAGGGAAGGAGGCAGAGGAGCAGUGCCUUGAAGAGUUAGAGGAAGAGAGGCUGUGCUCAGACCCCAACGCAUGCAGAGACUUGUGCCAGUGGAGUGUGUGGAGUGCGUGGAGUGUGUGUCAGGAUCCAUGCAGUGGUGGGGUCAGACAGCGGCACCGACAGCCACAGGCCUCUCCUCCAGGACCCCAGUGUCGCAUGCAGGAGACCCAGACACAGAGCUGCAAUACCGGCCUCUGUCCAGGCGAAAGCUGCGAGGACAGGGGGCGAGUCUACCAUGGAGCCUGUGCCAAUGAGUGUCCCCGGAGCUGCACUGACCUCUGGGAGCAUGUGCAGUGUCUGCAGAGAGCCUGUCACCCAGGGUGUAGGUGCCCAGAUGGCUGGCUGCUGCAAGAUGGUGACUGUGUCCAGGUGUCAGAGUGUCGCUGUGGGGUUCCAAUGGGUAACGGCACUCUGGAGAUCAGCCCUGCUGAGAACCUCACCCUGGACUGCAACACGUGUGUGUGUGCAAAUGGCAUAUUGGUGUGCACCAAGCUCCCAUGUCCCAUCUACCACCCCUGGGGCCAGUGGAGCACCUGCUCUGCAUCCUGCGGAAGUGGGAAGAGGACAAGGACCCGUCCAUGCAAUGACACGGAUGGAGGCCCUCCCUGUGCUGAGACGAUCCACACUGAAACCUGCCUGUUGCCCCCUUGUCCAGCUGGCUGUAUGCUGUCUGAGUGGUCGGCAUGGAGUGAGUGCAGUGCCUCAUGUGGUGGAGGGGUGUCAGUACGUAACAAAACCAUCUUACAGGACCCCCAGCCGGGUGGACAGGAGUGUUCCUCCCCCUUGGAACAACACACAGUCUGUAACACUAACAGCUGUCUACCAGCGUGUCCACCCGGCCAGCUGUUCAGCCACUGCGCUGGGCCCUGCCCUUACAGCUGUGAGGACCUCUGGCCGGAGAACCAGUGUGUUCCUGGACCCUGCAUCCCUGGAUGCACCUGUCCAUCUGGCAUGGUGCUGAAUAAUGGAUCGUGUGUCCUCCCGGACCUGUGUCCAUGUUCCCUUCGUUCCCUCCCGGGAACCCUGAACAUGACCCUAGAUGACCGCAAAGAGGUGGCGCCUGGGACGGUCUUGCAUCACCUCUGCAAUCAAUGUUUUUGUCAAGGAGGAGUUUUCAACUGUACAGACGACCCAUGUGAUGUUGACUGUGAGUGGGGUAGCUGGACUGAGUGGAGUCAGUGCACAGUGACCUGUGGUUUGGGCCGUCGGACCUCCAGACGGGUUGUUUUCCACCACCGACAGUAUGAGGGGUCAGAGUGUGAGGGCCCGGCCCAGCGGACAGCAACCUGCAGGGGCCCCGACUGCUCCUGUCCAAAUGGAGAGAGGUGGGCAAGGAGCGUAUCGGAGGCACUGUCUGUGUGUGAAAGAAGCUGCGAGGAGAUCUACCUGGCCGUACCGCAUAACUGCAGCUCCAACGAGGGGUGUGUGUGUGAGGAGGGGCUGUACCGAAACACAGAGGGCCGCUGUGUCAUCCCUGCACUCUGCCCAUGUGAGGAUGAGGGGACGCUGAGAGAGGCUGGCUCUGAAUGGGGGGAUGGCUGCUUAAUGUGUCGUUGUGUGAACGGGCAGAAGCGGUGCCGGUCUGGGUGCCCACCGCUGCAGUGUGAAGAGGGGGAAGUGAAAGUGGAAGACCCAGGCAGCUGCUGCCCAAUUUGUAGGAAGGAGUUCAUUGUGGAACCUGUAGCGGAGUGUCGCCGUUACACAGAGGUCAGGAAUAUCACUAAGGGAGACUGUCGUCUUGACAACGUUGAAGUCAGUUACUGUAGAGGGCGCUGUUUGUCCAAGACUGACGUCAUUUUGGAGGAGCCUUACCUCCAGUCGCUGUGUGACUGCUGCAGCUACCGGCUGGACCCGGAGAGUCCGGUUCGGUUCCUUAGUCUCCUGUGUGACAGUGGGGAGAGUGAGCCUGUCGUCCUGCCCGUCAUUCACAGCUGUGAGUGCACCAGCUGCCACGGGGGAGAUCUGUCAAGACGCUGAGUUUGUGUGUGUGUGUGUGUGUGUGUGUGUUUGUUUCAGUGUGUGUGUUUGUGUGUGUGCGCAUAUGUGGAUGGACAGAUCAGAAUUUCUGUAUUAUAAACAUGUUCUGUAGUCCAUAUUGUGAUUCCGACUAGAGUAAAUAGUGCUUUCUGAAAUCUCAAUUUUCAUACUGUACAGUGCUUUACUUUGCUAAUAAAUACCUAGUGGUUUUCAUGAGAGAUAAAAAUGUUUCAAAGUACUUUUCUGUAAAAACAAAAACGUAUAUUGCUAUAUUUAAAGAUGAUAUAAGAUAUUGCAUGUUGAUGAAUGUGAUAACAAUGUAUCCAGAAAUAUAUGCACAUUUUCUAGAUUGUGAAGAAAUAACUGGUGUAAAAUAUAAACAAGCAAUAUGGCUCCAUGUGUGUGUGUGUGUCUGUGUGAGAGAGAGAGCGAGAGAGAGAGAGCGCUAGAGGAGGAAGGCUGAAAGAUUUCACUAGGGGACGCUUCCAGGAGACAGCAUCGUGUCUGUCUCCUCUCUGACUAAAUAAGGGAGUUGGAAAGAGAAAGUCAUCUCGGCGGCCCGGCGGAGCACUGUGUAUCCCCCCUUCCACUUUCAUAAUCAC
Molecule: messenger RNA, 17670 nt
Organism: Esox lucius (northern pike)
Lineage: Eukaryota; Metazoa; Chordata; Actinopteri; Esociformes; Esocidae
Gene: sspo
Product: subcommissural organ spondin
Exons: 111
Coding region: 92-17068 (5658 amino acids)
Cellular component (GO): extracellular matrix
Molecular function (GO): protein binding
Source: RefSeq, a predicted model, not a curated record